Messenger RNA from Sphaerodactylus townsendi, 862 nucleotides. RefSeq names its product RAB25, member RAS oncogene family (gene RAB25). Gene Ontology annotation, molecular function: GTP binding; GTPase activity. Lineage: Eukaryota; Metazoa; Chordata; Lepidosauria; Squamata; Sphaerodactylidae. Gene Ontology annotation, biological process: exocytosis. The coding region runs from base 338 to 862 and encodes 174 amino acids. The record is from RefSeq and is a predicted model, not a curated record. Gene Ontology annotation, cellular component: recycling endosome. The transcript is spliced from 5 exons.
GGUAGCACUGCACCUUUAACCUGCCCUACUGGAGCUUAGUUUUUCUCUGUCUUUCCUGCCACCUUUCUGGGAUUGCCUCCCCCUGUCAGCACCGCUUUUUUUCCUCGAGCAGGUAAACUUUGCUCCUUUUUCUCUCAGUCGAGGUUCUCAAGCUGUCUACCUCCUGACUCUGGUGGCUUGCAUUUCUGCAAAGGAAAAAGAAACACAGCCCGGUGGUUCCUCUUUUUUUCUUCUGUUUCCUUCCUGGUUUACUGGAUUGAAUCUUGGUAGCUAAAGAAGGAAGCUAAUCGAGAAAGGACCCCCCACAGUGGCAGCCGGCCCAGCAAGGCAAGGAGCCAUGGGCACGUCGGAGGAGGAUUACAACUUUGUUUUUAAGGUGGUCUUGAUCGGAGAGUCUGGAGUUGGAAAGACCAACCUCCUUUCCCGUUUCACCCGCAACGAGUUCAACCAUGAUAGUCGCACCACUAUCGGAGUUGAGUUUUCUACCCGCACCGUUAUGGUGGGAGACGCCCUGGUGAAAGCACAGAUCUGGGACACGGCUGGGCUGGAGCGCUACCGCGCCAUCACUUCUGCCUACUACAGGGGAGCGGUGGGUGCCCUCUUGGUUUUUGACAUCACAAAGCACCAGACGUACGACGUGGUGGAGCGCUGGCUGAAGGAGCUGUAUGACCACGCCGAGGCCACCAUUGUUGUGAUGCUGGUCGGUAACAAGACAGAUCUGGCCCAAGCCCGGGAGGUUCCGACAGAGGAGGCCAAAAUGUAUGCAGAAAACAACGGCCUUCUCUUUGUGGAAACCUCAGCGCUGGACUCUACGAAUGUGGAACUGGCUUUUGAAACUGUUUUGAAAGUGUGGGCUCAAUGA